AUGAGCGACAGCGAUAAGCAAAUGUUGGAGUUAUUGGAGGAGUGGUCGACGUUAUUCAUAGAUAACGCAAAGUACCAGAGGUUGAUUUGCAAGGAAUGUAUGGUGGGGGUGACAGUGGGGUUUAUAGGGAAGCAUUUGAAGAAGAAGCACGGGGUUAAGAUGGAUAUGGCAAACAAGGUCGAGAAGCAUAUACGUGCAAGUCAUUGGGGUUGGGUGGAUUGUUUAGGGUUGAAGCCGGAGGAUGGAAAGCGUGCACAGGAAGGGUUGGACGUGUUUGAUGGAAUCAGAUGCAAAUUUUGCCGCAAUUUCAAUUCGAGGUCAGUAGUGGAGGUGGAAGAGCAUUGGAAGUUGAUGGGGCAUGGAGAGAUGAAAGGAUGUUCGAUAGAGGCAGUACCAAUGCAGUCGUGGGUUGGUCGGGAGGGCAAGCGUCCGGAAUUAUGGGUUGUGGAGAAGGAAGAGCGGGAGAAGGAUUGCCAGGUUCAGAAGGGGCACACAGAAGAGUUUGGCGAUUGGCAGUUGGAGAUAAUCAAGGAGGGAUUGAAAAGGGUUGGGUUGGGAGACGAAUGGGUAGUUGCGUAG
Pseudogymnoascus verrucosus is the source of this 579-nucleotide messenger RNA. RefSeq lists its product as uncharacterized. Lineage: Eukaryota; Fungi; Ascomycota; Leotiomycetes; Thelebolales; Thelebolaceae. Bases 1 to 579 code for a protein of 192 amino acids. The record is from RefSeq and is a predicted model, not a curated record. The transcript has a single exon.